AGCUACCAUCACUGAGAAAAAGCGCCGAAGUUGGAAUGCAUUGGAAAAACUAGCCAUUGUUUUAUAUCAAGAGAAGGUUUGUAGUGUACGUUCUGCUGCUUCUAAAUUUAAUAUUGAACCAAAGCAAAUUCGUGACUGGAGAGCGAAAAAGGAGAUGUUGAUGCAAGCAAGACCGCACGUGAAGCUUGACGGAAAGCAAAGUUCCCUGAAUUUAUUGUCUCUUGGGGUCAUUUGUGUUUACCACAAAUGGGUUGAUGGUGAUGACACGAGUAAUCGCCGACGAACAACAAUCUCACAAAAACUGCCAGAGGAUCUGGUUGAAAAACAACACGAAUUCUUAUCCUUCAUAUUAUACCAGCGAAAUCUGACAAUUGAUGAAUGCGGCGCUCGUACGGUCAACAUUCGAACAACGGGUCAUGAGAGAUCGCAUUUCACUGUAGUUUUGGCUUGUAUGGCCGAUGGAACAAAACUACCGCCGGUAAUUAUUUUUAAACUCGAGAAUGUUCCACGUGCAAACUUCCCUGCAGAUGUAUUUGUGCGAGCAAACUCUAACGGAUGGAUGGAUGAAACGGAGAUGAGAUGGUGGAUUGACUGCAUUUGGAGUAAACGUUGCCCUUUCUCAAACCCACGGUCACUGUUAGUUAUGGAUUCAUUUUCGGCGCACAUCACAACCUCUUGA
Molecule: messenger RNA, 679 nt
Organism: Paraglomus occultum
Lineage: Eukaryota; Fungi; Glomeromycota; Glomeromycetes; Paraglomerales; Paraglomeraceae
Source: the annotation of a GenBank genome assembly